Molecule: messenger RNA, 2295 nt
Organism: Silurus meridionalis
Lineage: Eukaryota; Metazoa; Chordata; Actinopteri; Siluriformes; Siluridae
Gene: trim108
Product: tripartite motif containing 108
Exons: 6
Coding region: 112-1611 (499 amino acids)
Molecular function (GO): protein binding; zinc ion binding
Source: RefSeq, a predicted model, not a curated record
GCAAGCCCAGGUAAAUGCAAUAGCGCAGGUCACAGUUAAAUCAAAAGUAAAAGCUUUGCACAAGAAGUAAGAAAGAAGAUUUGUUCUGAGCGACAUCGCACCACGUUCAAAAUGGCUUCAGAGCUGUCUUGGCAGAUCAAGUGUUCGAUGUGUUUGAAUGAUUUCACCGAUCCAGUGACGCUGUCCUGCGAGCAUUCCUUCUGUCGACUAUGCAUCACCGGCCACAUGCAAGGCAACAUGGGCCAGAACCCCUGCCCUGAGUGUCGCAGGCCUUACACUGAGAAAGACCUGCAAUCCAGCCGACUUCUGAGAAACAUGACUGGUGCUGUGAGACAGCAUCUUACAAAGCAACAAGCCCAGAUGGAUACUUCUCCCACACAGGCACCGCAAGCCCUGGCUGACAUGCUGAUGUGUACCGAUCAUGAAGAGAAGCUCAAGCUCUUUUGCGAAACAGACCAAAAACUUCUGUGUGUAGUGUGUCGCGAUGGAGAAAAGCACAAAGGCCACCAGUUCAAACCUGUGAAGGAGGCUGCUCAAAUAAUCAAGGGGACACUAAAGGGUGUUAUGUGCUUCCUCAUCAAAGAGAAUGAACAGCUGAAUGGUUUGGCCCAAAAACAGGCAAUUGAAGUAACUAUGACCCAGACAAAGGGAAAAAAUCUAUCAGCCCAAAUAUCUGCUCAGUUUGAGGAGAUGCACUGCUUCCUAAAGAAGAAAGAGGCGGAAAUAAAAAAGCAGCUGGAGGCUCAAGAGCAGACUGUUGUCACAGCUAUGUGCAAAAACUCCUCCAUGAUCAGUGAAAGAAUGAUGAAUGGGAAAGAGUUAGAGUGCAUUUUCCAGUCUGCAUUGGAUAUUAAUCAACCUGACCUCUUUUUACAGUGGUGGAAUGAGAAUGGAUUUCGUCGUAUAGAAGCAAUGAAAAUAAAAAACAACGAAAAUUCACAUAUCAAGUACGAGACACGACUAGAAGGUCUUAAUGUGAUUUCAAACUCCUUCUUCUUUGGCCCUUAUGAGACUCACCUCCCGUUCUUUGUAUGCAAAGCCAUGCUAAGAGCUGUCAAGCCAGUUCCAGAGCUUUUAAGCAUAAAGGAUCCUGGAGACUCUUACUUGAAGGUAUCACCAGGAGGAUCAAGUGUCCGACAGGCAGACAGACAGUCCAAUUAUUACAAGGACUACAAUCCAGGUGUGGUCUCUGAACAGACCUUCCAGUCUGGCCAGCACUACUGGGAGAUAGAAGUUGGGAACAAGUUAGACUGGAGCAUAGGCAUAAAGACAGAUGUGAAAAUAAGCUCGAAAAAAAAAUGGAAAAAAUCUGAUUCAAAAGAUGUAUAUCUCAACCUUAUUGAUGGUCAAGGAUAUACACUAAGCUCGAAUGGCAAAGAGGUUUCCGUCGAGGUCAAGAGAAAGCCAAGUAAAAUAGGGCUCUAUCUGGACUGUGACAGAAAACAGGUCUCCUUCUACGAUGCAGAUAUCAUGACUCUGAUUGUCGUGACCCAAUACAAGUCUACCCUGCCCUGCUCUGUUGCUCUUUUCCCAGGAAUUUACCUGAGUGGAAAGAACAUUGACCCAGUUACAAUAUGUUCAUAUGGGUCGGAUUCUGCAUGCAGUCCAUGAUACCAAAAAAUAAUUCUCACCGAUCUAAAACGUCCCAGAUCUUUUAGAUGUCUUGCCUAAUGAGGAUAAUAAUUUGGGGUUUUAGACAAGGCUGUAACAAGUAUCCAUGCAACCAUUAAAAAAAAUAUCCAUCAUAUUUCUGCUUAGGUUUGAACAGACAAAGGGGGAAACACAAAAAUCUGAUUACAAAGCAGACACCUGCUUGUAUUGAAAUGCAAAAUUAUUCUCCUUUCCUUGAGGAGGUUAUUAGAAAGAUAAUGAAUAUUAAUGAGCAAUGGGGGUCUGCCUCAUGGAUAUUAAUGACUAUCCAUGAGAGAAAACCUAAAAGAUAUAUACAUAUAGAUAUAGAUAUUGUUAUAGACUUUAAUGGAUAUGAAUAUUUUGUGGACACCUGACAAUAAAAUUCAUAUGUGAUUUUAGACAUUCCACAUUGAGUCCGCAUUUGCUGUUAUCAUAACCUCCACUCUUCUGGGAAGUUACACUAUAUUUUGGAGUGUGCUUGUAAAGAUUUGUGCUUAUUCAGACAUUUAUUGAGUGUUAGUAAAGUCAGUUGUUGUACUGAUGUAGAUUCGGUGAUGGAGGCCUGGGGUGAAGUCAGUGUUCCAAUUCAACCCAAAGGUUUUCAAUAGCAUUAAGCUCAGUGUUCUAUAGCAGGCCUCUCAAGAUUUUCCACUCCAACCCAUG